AUGAAUAACAAACCAGAAACAACAGAAAAGGAAAAAAUAAAAGUUGAAACUGAGGAUGGAAAUUACAAUCUAGCAUUGAUGCAAGUAGAAAUUAACUUUUUUGUUACAGUUGCUAUAUUUUUUGCUGGGAAUGUAACUUAUAUCGCGUACUUCCUAACCUUUAGCGAAUUCAACUUAUUAAAAGAUGAUGAUAGUUGUGAUGAAAUUGAAUACUUGUGUAAUUCAAGUCUACAAAGUGCAGUGAUAAUAGGUAAAUUAGAAGAAUUUAAAUCAAUGGUACAAGAGCUUGAGAAAGAACGACAUUCUGUGGGUAAUAAUAUCAAAAUUAUAAAACCUACAAGAACAUUAACUUGUGCUGUAUUAACUCAAUUUUAUUCUUUAGUACAAGAUUAUAUUACAGUUUUAGAAAAAAUAAGCGACAAAUAUAAUUGCUCUCGUCGAAAUGAUCAUGAUUAUGGAGAUAUUAAAGAUGAUCGAUUAAAGGCUCUAAAUAUAUUACCAACCGCAUUAACUAAUUGUUUAAUGGGAUUUAUACAGAUUCUAGGGUUUGUUAAAAAAUUGCCGUCCAAUGCAAAUAAUAUUGAAAAUAAUAAUAAUAAUAAUAAUAAUAAUGUAGAUGUGAUAAGCAAUAAACAAAUUGAGGUAUUGUUAUCGAAUUUAAGAGAUGAUUUGAUACCUAAUUGGGUAGUUGAAGUAGAAUAUUUGCAUAUAAUUAUUGGUUUAAAUUAUUGUUUAGACCCUUUAAUCUACGGUGAAGAAAAUGCACACAGGUUAUUAAAAUCACUAUCUGCUAAUGAAUCAACAUUCAUUGAAAUUGUGGAUUUAAUAGUAGGUAAGAAGACGGACCCUGGCAAGAGCAAGAUGAGUGAUUUAAGUGCAUUGUAUGACAAGACUUCUGCAGAACAUAUUAUAAAACAUGAGAAGAAUAAAGUUAAAUUAUUAACUGAUAUUAACGCUUGUUAUGGCCUAGUAACACAGAAGUAUUCUAAAAUUAUAGAACAACAAUUUAUAAAAUAG
Molecule: messenger RNA, 1017 nt
Organism: Saccharomycodes ludwigii
Lineage: Eukaryota; Fungi; Ascomycota; Saccharomycetes; Saccharomycodales; Saccharomycodaceae
Exons: 1
Coding region: 1-1017 (338 amino acids)
Source: RefSeq, a predicted model, not a curated record